AUGUCGUUUCCGAACUCGAAUUCCGGCAGCUCAACAGGCGGCUUUUCGUUCUCUGCACCCGGUGGUACUCAAUCUCAAUCGGGUGAUGGCAAACCAGUCUCUUUGUUCGGUGGCGGAUCCUCGGGAUCGGCCCCGGCCUUUGGUGCGUCCUCAGGAACCGCAUCUUCUGGCCUCUUUGGAUCUAAACCGGCUGCGUCUGGUACUAGCGGAAGCCAGGCUCCUGGAACUACCACUGGGUUGUUUGGAAACACUGCCGCUCCUUCAAGUGGCGGAUUGUUUGGCUCGGCAAACAAGCCUGCUUCCGGUGGGCUUUUUGGCAGCUCCGCUGCGAGCACUGCUCCCGCAACCACUCCUGCCGCUGGAGAGAGUGGCUUUACCUUUGGAAAAACCGAUUCAGCUGCAAAGCCGUUUUCUUUAGGUCCGGCAUCUACAGAGAAAAAGGACCAGGCCCCUGCGGCAUUCUCCUUCGGUGCCAAACCAGACGAUAAGAAAGACCAAGCCGCGCCAUCACUGUUUGGUGCCUCCUCGGCACAGAGCGAUAACAAACCCGCUUUCUCUUUUGGUGCUUCCUCCGGUGCCUCUUCUACUCAAGAGCAGUCUAAGCCUCUGUUCGGUGCCAAACCUGAGGAAAACAAAGACAAGCCAGCAUUCUCUUUCGGUACUAAACCUGAAGAAAAGAAGGAUACGCCCGGCUUCUCUUUCGGCGCUAAGCCUGAAGAAAAGAAAGAUACGCCUGGUUUCUCUUUUGGUGCGAAACCUGAAGAGAAAAAGGAUCAGCCCGGUUUCUCGUUUGGUGCAAAACCUGAAGAGAAGAAAGAUCAACCUGGAUUCUCAUUCGGUGCUAAGCCUGAAGAAAAGAAGGACCAGCCUGGUUUCUCAUUGGGUGCUAAACCUGAGGAUAAGAAAGAUGAUAAGCCGGCGUUCUCUUUAGGAUCAACCCAGAAGGAAGAUGACAAGCCGGCCUUUUCUUUCGGAUCCAAACCCGAGGAGCAGAAGAGUGCAUUGACAGACAAAAAUAAUGCUACAACCAGUGCUGCUGGCAGCGCAGGUGUUGUUGAUCCUGCAAAGGCUGAAAUCAGUCCAUCUGUUUAUCUUAAAAACAAGUCUUUUGAAGACGUUGUUGCCAAAUGGACCUCUGCUCUCUCAAAGUCCACAACUAGAUUCAAGUCUCAAGCAGAGAUUAUUGCCGAAUGGGACCGCAUUCUCGCUGAUAAUGGCGCCAAAAUCAGUGAGGUCUACAAUGAAGUUGUUGCUGCCGAGCAGACACAAACACGAAUUGAUGAUCUUUUGAACUACCUUGGUCGACAGCAAGACGACAUGGAGGCUAUGCUCGAUAAAUAUGAACGACAGGCCAACGAGAUUCUCCCAGAGGGCAGUGCCGACCGUCUGCAACCAGUUGAUCGCGAACGCAGCGAGGCCUACGCUUUAGCGCAGCAGGUGAACACUAAACUUGAUUCUCUCGAGACCCAACUGGUCACUGUCAUCGACGAAAUCAAUAAAGUUACAAAGGACGCUAAUCAGCUCAAGGAAGAGGACCCUCUCGCACAGAUUGUGCAGAUCCUUAAUUCACAUGUUGCCAGCCUUGACUGGAUAGAUGAGAACGCUUCAAAGCUGCAGGAAAAGCUAGGGAAAGCUUACUCGCAGUCCUCACGACUGCAGUUUUAG
Wickerhamiella sorbophila is the source of this 1665-nucleotide messenger RNA. RefSeq names its product Nucleoporin NSP1. The transcript has a single exon. NCBI's taxonomy places the organism in Eukaryota, Fungi, Ascomycota, Dipodascomycetes, Dipodascales, Trichomonascaceae. The record is from RefSeq and is a predicted model, not a curated record. Gene Ontology annotation, molecular function: structural constituent of nuclear pore; phospholipid binding. Gene Ontology annotation, biological process: RNA export from nucleus; protein import into nucleus. Gene Ontology annotation, cellular component: nuclear pore central transport channel; nuclear pore. Bases 1 to 1665 code for a protein of 554 amino acids.